GGUGGAUGUUAGCUUUCUUUCCUUAUAAUCGUUCAGGAACGCCUUUUCCAUAUAAUCGUGUAAAAAUUCCGGAUAUUCCGGAUGGCAUGGUUGAUGUUCCUUUUACUAUUGAUACUGGUUAUUCUUUAAAAUUUAUAGCUGGGUUCGUCGGUGCUAAUCAAGAGAUCCUUGAAAAUUCUGAUAAUGAAUCGGUUAUUUCUCCUGUGAUUGGAUGGUUUAUUACUGAUAACGUAGAAGAUCCUUCCAAGGAAAGAGAUUUUUUGUGA
Molecule: messenger RNA, 266 nt
Organism: Cetraspora pellucida
Lineage: Eukaryota; Fungi; Glomeromycota; Glomeromycetes; Diversisporales; Gigasporaceae
Source: the annotation of a GenBank genome assembly